This is a messenger RNA of Antrostomus carolinensis (chuck-will's-widow), 4005 nucleotides long. RefSeq names its product HECT, C2 and WW domain containing E3 ubiquitin protein ligase 1 (gene HECW1). Gene Ontology annotation, cellular component: cytoplasm. Bases 37 to 4005 code for a protein of 1322 amino acids. Gene Ontology annotation, biological process: ubiquitin-dependent protein catabolic process; regulation of dendrite morphogenesis; protein ubiquitination. The transcript is spliced from 21 exons. NCBI's taxonomy places the organism in Eukaryota, Metazoa, Chordata, Aves, Caprimulgiformes, Caprimulgidae. Gene Ontology annotation, molecular function: protein binding; ubiquitin protein ligase activity. The record is from RefSeq and is a predicted model, not a curated record.
AAUCUGUACCAAAACAGGUUCCUGGGCCUGGCAGCUAUGGCGUCUCCAUCUAGGAACUCUCAAAGUCGGCGCCGAUGCAAAGAGCCUCUCAGAUACAGCUAUAACCCUGACCAGUUCCAUAACAUGGACAUCAGGAACAGUUCCCAUGAGACUGUCACCAUUCCUAGGUCUACCAGUGACACGGACCUUGUCACUUCAGACAGCCGGUCUACGCUGAUGGUCAGCAGCUCCUACUACUCCAUUGGGCAUUCACAGGACCUAGUGAUAUACUGGGAUAUCAAGGAGGAAGUGGAUGCAGGGGACUGGAUUGGCAUGUAUCUCAUUGAUGAGGUCUUGUCCGAAAACUUCUUGGACUACAAGAACCGUGGCGUCAAUGGCUCUCACCGUGGUCAGAUUAUCUGGAAGAUUGAUGCCAGCUCUUACUUUGUGGAGCCUGAAACAAAGAUCUGCUUCAAAUACUACCAUGGUGUGAGCGGGGCACUACGAGCCACAACUCCGAGUGUCACAGUGAAAAACAACGCGGCUCCCGUUUUUAAAAGCAUCACCAAUGAAGAUUCAAUCCAGGGACAAGGAAGUCGGAGACUGAUAAGUUUUUCAUUGUCAGAUUUCCAGGCUUUUGGUCUGAAGAAAGGAAUGUUCUUCAAUCCAGAUCCUUAUCUGAAGAUUUCCAUCCAACCUGGAAAACACAGCAUCUUCCCAGCACUUCCUCAUCAUGGACAGGAGAAGAGAUCUAAGAUCAUCUGUAAUACGGUUAACCCAGUCUGGCAAGGAGAGCAAUUCAACUUUGUCUCCCUGCCCACGGAUGUCCUGGAAAUAGAAGUUAAAGACAAAUUUGCAAAGAGCCGGCCGAUCAUCAAGCGUUUCCUGGGAAAACUCUCGAUGCCGGUUCAGCGCCUCUUGGAGAGACACGCCAUAGGGGACAGAGUUGUAAGCUACACUCUGGGUCGCAGGCUUCCUACCGAUCACGUCAGUGGCCAGCUGCAGUUCCGAUUUGAGAUAACUUCUUCCAUCCAUCCAGAUGAUGAAGAGGUCUCCAUUAGUGCAGAUCCUGAGCCAGCUGACCUCCAGGAAAGCCCUGUGAACAACCCCACGGAGGAAAGCCUCGGUGAGCCUCCAUGCAUCAACACAGUGACCUCAGAAAGUACAGCUCCAGAACAGCUAAAUGGAUACGGUGUGAACAGUGUCAAUAGCCCAGGGGCUGUCAAACCACCUGGGGAACUCAACCAGAACAGCUUAAAUGAAGAGCUAGCAGGAGAUGGGGAGGUUGAUGCGGUGCCAGUUCCUGAGCCCUUGGAAUCCGUCCCAGGAGAAAUGCUGCCUUCUUUGAGUGCUACGGACCUCACGGAGCAGCUGGCUCUGCUGGCUUGCGUGUCUCCUCCUGAGACUGAAGUUAGGGAAAAUAUCAAGGUCAAUUCUGGUAUUCAGGGAGAUGGUGGAGUCUUGACCAGCGUAGAAACGUUAGAUGUCGAUGAGGUGAGUGCAGAUGUGCAUGCUGGCAAGGACCUAGAGAAGAGUCAGGAAGAAGAAGGGGCUUCAGCCCAGGAGGAGGAAGACAACAAGCUACAGCUGAGGACCACAGCAAAGAGGAAAAACAGGCCGUGCUCCCUGCCCGUGUCUGAACUGGAGACAGUGAUAGCUUCAGCUUGUGGUGAGCCAGAGACCCCUCGCACGCACUACAUACGGAUCCACAACCUGCUGCACAGCCUGCCCUCGGCACGGAUGAGCAGCGAUGGGGAAGAAGAGCAAGAUGGUGGCAACGGUGGAGAGAACGAUGAGGAGUCUACAGUCAAGGAGGCGUUGGACAAGGAGAUGGUCAGUGAAAGUGAGACGGUGGCAGCAGAGCCUCCUCUGGAAAAUGAGGCUGAAGAGAACUUCAGCCAGAGCACGGUGGUGCCUCCUGGGACCUUCGAUGAGCAACUCUCUGACUUAAAUGAUGGGCUCUUGGAUGGGGAACACCCCAGGACACUAAGCGAGAGCGAGUCGAGCUCCAGGCCCAACGGUGACAACGAAUGUGAGGCGUGUGAUGCCUCUUGCUACAGCCCCUCUUGCUACAGCACUUCCUGCUACAGUACCUCCUGCUACAGCACUUCUUGCUACAGCACCUCCUGUUACGACAGUAACAAUCGCUUCUCCAGCCAUACCCGCUUCUCCUCCGUCGACAGUGCAAAGAUUUCUGAGAGCACGGUCUUUUCCUCCCAGGAUGAUGAGGAGGAGGAGAACAGUGCUUUUGAGUCAGUGCCAGAUUCAGUACAGAGCCCUGAGCUGGACAGGGAGCAAGUGGAUGGCUCCUCCCAGUGGCCAGAUGAACUAGUAGCUCAUGGUGGGAAUCCACAAAGAGCCACAGAGAGUCUAGACACCCCAAUAGCAGGUCCAAGCAGCAGAAGAGAAGGUGAUUGUCCUUUACUCCAUAAUUCUCAGCCAGUCAGCCAGCUUCCUUCUCUGAGGCCUGACCAUCAUCACUACCCAACUAUCGAUGAGCCUCUUCCACCAAAUUGGGAAGCUCGCAUAGACAGCCACGGGAGGGUAUUCUACGUUGAUCACGUCAACCGAACCACCACGUGGCAGCGCCCCACGGCCGCAGCAACGCCGGAUGGGAUCCACAGAUCCGGCUCCAUCCAGCAAAUGGAGCAGCUGAACCGGCGAUACCAAAAUAUCCAGCGAACUAUUGCAACAGAGCGGACUGAAGAUGAUGCUGUAGUGAACAACAGGGUGGAGAGAGUUCCCACCGGAGGAGGAAGUGACUCUGAGGCAGAGCCUUCCCAGCCAAGCUCAGAGGUUAGGAGGGAAGGUUCCCUUUCUCCUGUGAAUUCUCAAAAAAUCACCUUGUUGCUACAGUCUCCAGCUGUGAAGUUCAUCACCAAUCCCGAGUUCUUCACUGUGCUCCAUGCAAACUAUAGUGCCUAUCGAGUCUUCACUAACAGUACCUGCUUGAAGCAUAUGAUUCUGAAGAUCCGUAGAGAUGCUCGUAAUUUUGAGCGCUAUCAGCACAACAGAGACCUGGUAAAUUUUAUCAACAUGUUUGCUGAUACCCGACUGGAGCUUCCUCGCGGCUGGGAGAUAAAAACUGAUCAGCAGGGCAAGUCUUUCUUCGUUGACCACAACAGCCGUGCUACCACUUUCAUAGAUCCCAGGAUCCCGCUGCAGAAUGGUCGUCUCCCUAAUCACCUGACUCACAGGCAACAUCUUCAGAGACUUCGUAGCUACAGCGCUGGAGAGGCCUCCGAAGUCUCUCGAAACAGAGGAGUUACUCUGUUGGCCAGACCAGGCAAUAGUCUCGUAACAGCUAUUAGAAACCAGCACCAUCACGAGACACUACCUCUGGCUUACAACGACAAGAUUGUUGCAUUUCUACGCCAACCCAACAUUUUUGAGAUGCUGCAGGAACGUCAGCCCAGCUUGGCCAGAAACCAUGCACUCAGGGAGAAGAUCCAUUACAUUCGGACAGAGGGUACACAUGGGCUUGAAAAGUUGUCCUGUGAUGCCGAUUUAGUAAUUCUGCUAAGCCUUUUUGAAGAGGAUAUUAUGUCCUACAUACCACUGCAGGCUGCCUUCCAUCCCGGAUACAGUUUCUCUCCUCGCUGCUCACCCUGCUCAUCACCCCAGAAUUCUCCAGGACUGCAGCGAGCAAGUGCAAGAGCACCUUCUCCAUACAGGAGGGACUUUGAAGCCAAGCUGCGCAAUUUCUAUCGAAAACUUGAAGCCAAAGGGUAUGGGCAAGGUCCAGGUAAAAUUAAGUUAAUUAUACGACGUGACCACUUGCUGGAAGGCACCUUCAACCAGGUAAUGGCAUAUUCACGCAAGGAGCUCCAGCGGAACAAACUCUACGUCACGUUUGUUGGCGAGGAAGGGUUGGACUACAGUGGCCCCUCCCGAGAAUUCUUCUUCCUUCUUUCUCAGGAGCUCUUCAAUCCCUAUUACGGGCUGUUUGAGUAUUCAGCCAACGACACUUACACUGUACAGAUCAGCCCCAUGUCUGCCUUUGUUGAAAACCACCUGGAAUGGUAA